GCUUCCGCCCUUCCCUGCGCCCGACCCGCGAGGCCGGCGGCCGCCCCGGCUCCGGAAGGAGUCGGCCCGGCGGCCGGAUGUGACGCGCGGCCGAGGCGCGCAGGAGCCGCGGAGAAAGCGCAGAGCAGGCGGGCCCGGUCCGAGGUCUGGCAGUCAGUGACAGAGCCGGGCGCCCACGGCCCGAGCGCCCCCGGCGGCAUCAUGCCCGCGCUCCUGGAGCGCCCCAAGCUUUCCAACGCCAUGGCCCGGGCGUUGCACCGGCACAUCAUGAUGGAGCGGGAGCGCAAGCGUCAAGAAGAGGAAGAGGUGGACAAGAUGAUGGAACAGAAGAUGAAGGAGGAGCAGGAGAGGAGAAAGAAAAAGGAGAUGGAAGAGAGAAUGUCUCUGGAGGAGACCAAGGAGCAAAUCCUGAAAUUGCAGGAGAAGCUUUUGGCCUUACAAGAGGAGAAGCACCAGCUUUUCUUGCAGCUCAAGAAAGUUUUACACGAGGAGGAGAAACGGAGGCGAAAGGAGCAGAGUGACCUGACCACUCUGACAUCAGCUGCGUACCAGCAGAGCCUGACCGUCCACACGGGAACGCACCUCCUCAGCAUGCAGGGGAGCCCUGGAGGACACAAUCGCCCAGGCACCCUCAUGGCGGCUGACAGGGCCAAACAGAUGUUCGGGCCCCAAGUGCUUACAACUCGGCAUUAUGUGGGCUCAGCGGCAGCUUUCGCAGGGACCCCAGAGCACGGUCAAUUCCAAGGCAGCCCCGGCGGUGCCUAUGGGACCGCUCAGCCCCCGCCGCACUAUGGCCCCACGCAGCCGGCCUAUAGCCCUAGCCAGCAGCUCAGAGCACCUUCGGCGUUCCCUGCAGUGCAGUACCUGUCGCAGCCGCAGCCACAGCCCUACGCAGUGCACGGCCACUUCCAGCCCACCCAGACAGGAUUCCUGCAGCCGGGUGGCGCCCUGUCCUUACAGAAGCCGAUGGAGCACGCCAACCAGCAGACCACCUUCUCGGACUCUUCCUCCCUGCGCCCCAUGCAUCCCCAAGCUCUGCAUCCAGCCCCUGGACUGCUGGCCUCUCCCCAGCUCCCUGUGCAGAUGCAACCGGCGGGAAAGUCGGGCUUUGCGGCUACCAGCCAACCUGGCCCUCGGCUCCCCUUCAUCCAGCACAGCCAGAACCCGCGAUUCUACCACAAGUGACCGUCAGAUUUUAUCUUCAGCCUCCCCCCACCCCCUGCCGUGGGUGAGGGUCCCCGGUGUGUCCCGGUCCAAUAAAAUCUACCUGCCAGUGCCCCUGGCUGCUGCUGCUGUUUGUGUGGCCUCACCCGGAGGCGGCCAGGGCUCUCUGGAGGGGCGGGGUGGCCGGCAGAUGCACAGCAAGUGAACGCUGGCCGGGAACGGAUGGCCGAGUUUGGUGGACAGGAUUUAUCUCCCCUCCAGUCCGCAAAUGCCCAUUCAAUUCAAAGAAGCAACUGAAUUGGGGCCUUCAUAUUAAACUUGUAGUUUUAUUCAGGUUUGAUUUUAACAAAUGUGUCGGGGAGAGAGCCCACAGGAAAGGGUGAAGCCCGUGGGGGCAGGGCCCUCCCAGAUGCCUGAGGAGGGGGCAGGUCCCCUCCCCUCUCCUCCUUUCCCUCCCCAGCUAAAGGGAUUUGGGGAGAGACAUAGGCAGGAGGGGGGCUGGUCCCCAGUCUGUGGGGUGGUGCUUGGGGUAAAGGGCCAAGGGGAACAAGGGACCAGAGCAGGGAUGAGGGGGGGAGGGCACAAGGACCAUUUGCCAGAAUCCACAGCUUUCUGAUUCCAGAUUGAAUUUAAAAAAAAAAAGAAAAAAAGAAA
Molecule: messenger RNA, 1818 nt
Organism: Acinonyx jubatus (cheetah)
Lineage: Eukaryota; Metazoa; Chordata; Mammalia; Carnivora; Felidae
Gene: GPS2
Product: G protein pathway suppressor 2
Exons: 11
Coding region: 202-1185 (327 amino acids)
Biological process (GO): regulation of transcription by RNA polymerase II
Cellular component (GO): transcription regulator complex
Molecular function (GO): transcription coregulator activity
Source: RefSeq, a predicted model, not a curated record